Molecule: messenger RNA, 2933 nt
Organism: Salmo salar (Atlantic salmon)
Lineage: Eukaryota; Metazoa; Chordata; Actinopteri; Salmoniformes; Salmonidae
Product: protein RCC2 homolog
Biological process (GO): DNA transposition; DNA integration; negative regulation of GTPase activity
Cellular component (GO): membrane
Molecular function (GO): small GTPase binding; DNA binding
Source: RefSeq, a predicted model, not a curated record
AUUUAUAGGCCAGACAUCCACAGCAAACGAAUCCCAGUAGAAUGGUCCGUACUAAAGAGCUCAGUGACUUUCAACGUGGCACCGUCAUAGGAUGCUACCUUUCCAACAAGUCAGUUCGUCAAAUUUCUGCCAUGCUAGAGCUGCCCCGGUCAACUGUAAGUGCUGUUAUUGUGAAGUGGAAACGUCUAGGAGCAACAACAGCGCAGCCGCGAAGUGGUAGACCCCACAAGCUCACAGAACGGGACCGCCGAGUGCUGAAGCGUGUAGCACGUACAAAUCGUCCGUCCUCUGUUGCAACACUCACAACUGAGUUCCAAACAGCCUCUGGAAGCAAGGUCAGCACAAGAACUGUUCGUCGGGAGCUUCGUGAAAUGGGUUUCCAUGGCCGAGCAGCCGCACACAUGCCUAAGAUCACCAAGUCAGGCCUUCAAGCAGUCACUGUUGCUGACGAUAUUAAGGAAAAAGUAAAACUUGACUUACCUAAAGUCAAAGGUCAACUGCUCAUUUUCGGAGCCACCAACUGGGAUCUCAUCGGAAGGAAAGAGGUGCCAAAAGCACAAGUGGCCUUCAGGAACCUAGGCCAGAACUUGUGGGGUCCUCACCGCUACAGCAGCCUUAGUGACGUGCAGGUCAGUAGUGUGGUGUCUGGGCCCUGUGCUGCCCACAGCCUCCUAAUCACCACCGAGGGCAAGCUCUGGAGCUGGGGUCGAAAUGAAAAGGGUCAGCUGGGUCACGGGGACACCAAACGCCUGGAGGCCCCAAAGCUGAUUGAGCCCCUCGCAGACGAAGUGGUGGUGGCUGCAGCCUGUGGACGCAACCACACCCUGGCAUUGACAGAGGGUGGCACCGCCUACUCGUUUGGAGAGAACAAACUGGGCCAGCUGGGCCAGGGCAACCAAACAGAUGCAGUCCUCAGUCCAGCCCUGAUCCAGUACAAUGGGCAGCCCUUGGUCAAGGUGGCGUGUGGGGCAGAGUUCAGCAUGGUGGUGGACUGCAAAGGAAACCUCUACUCGUUCGGGUGCCCAGAGUAUGGCCAGCUAGGACACAACUCUGACGGCAAGUUCAUUGCCCGCGCCCAGCGCAUCGAGUUUGACUGUGAGACCAUUGCACGCCGCGUGGCCAUCUUCAUCGAGAAGAGUAAGGACGGCCAGGUGACGCCUGUACCUAACGUGGUGGUCCGAGACGUUGCCUGCGGAGGCAAUCACACGCUGAUAUUGGACUCCCAGAAGCGGGUGUUUUCCUGGGGCUUUGGUGGUUAUGGACGGCUGGGUCACACGGAGCAGAAGGACGAGAUGGUGCCCAGACUGGUGAAGCUCUUUGACUUCCCCGGGCGCGGGGCAUCCCAAAUCUACACUGGCUAUCAGUGCUCCUUCGCUGUAAAUGAGAUGGGAGGGCUGUUUUUCUGGGGGGUCACCAAUACCUCGCGGGAGUCUACCAUGUACCCCAAGGCCGUGCAGGACCUGUGUGGCUGGAAGGUCCGCAGUCUGGCGUGCGGGAAAAGCAGUAUAGUUAUCGCUGCAGACGACAGCACCAUCAGCUGGGGACCCUCCCCCACCUUUGGAGAACUGGGAUACGGCGACAACAAGGCCAAGUCCUCCACUACUGCUCAGGAGGUGAAGACCCUGGAUGGAGUUUACACUGAACAGGUGGUGAUGGGAUACGCACACUGCCUGGUCAUCGCCAGACAGGAUACUCCACAGGAACAAGAGACGCUCAAGAAGCUGCCAGAGUACAACCCAGGCCCCCUCUGAUGGGGCACCAUCCAGCCACCUUACCAUUUGUCAACAGAUUCUCUCCAGAAUGCACCUCCCCUUUAAGUCACCUUUGUAAGGCUUGAUGGAUGGCUGGGGAGGGUGGGCUCUCAUGAAUAUGUUUGCAUACACUUCAAAAAAACAAGUCAGUUCUUAGUGUUUGUUCCCAAAGACCAAUUACAUUUUAUUUGACUUUGUUCAUGAAGUCCAUGGCAGUAUUACUCUGCAUGCAUUGUCAGAACACAAUCGGGAUCUGAGACAUUGUGCCAUCAAGUUGACGCUCUCCGGCCAUUGACUUCUGUUACAUUCCUUGGUUAAUCUCUUCACUUGUAUGAUUAACUAUUGGUGUUGAUGCGCAACUGUCCAUAAGGCCAGUAACUACUUGACAUUCCGGCCUUUUUUUACCUCAGUGACUCAUUUUAGCCUGGGAAUCCAGGUGUGGGCACUGCAAUCUUGGCAAUGAAAACCAGCAUGAAUGUGGUUUUGCAAGUAGUUGAGUUGUGCGACUCUUUGUGUGCAAAUGGUUAACAGGGUGUGGUUAUCCUAGUUUUAAAUCAAGACUGGUUGUUUUUCUUAAUUUGUUUUGGUGUCUGGGUCAGAAGGCCCGCAUGUUUUUUACAUUUCAAACGUGGAAAUGGUAAAGGUUAAUUAAAUUGGUUGAUUUUGUUCAGUCUGUUCUGACAUUGCCUGCCCCCAGUCAUCACUGCAUGUAGCAGUUAGUAUGCGGCCAUCUGCUGACCAAUCAUUCACCAUAUUUUGGAUGAGCUAGGAGUAGAUGACUGGGAUCGUACAGAUGGGCAAGUUUCUUGUACAUACCGAUUAUGUGCACUCCAUGGGUUGAUUUUGGGCCACACUUCUAGCACCAAUCUGAUUUAACUAAUUCUGACAAGCAAAUUUACCAAUGAGCAUAUCACACCUUACACAGGUUCUGAGCUGCCAAAUACUUGAGAUUCACGAUUUACAGAUGGUUAUGCUGGAUUAACAUUGUGGAAGGUUGAUUUGUCUGCAUUUUGGGAGUUAUGGCUAGCUGAAUCUAGUGCCUUCAGAAAGUAUUCAUACCUGUUCAGUUGUUUCAGCCUGAAUGUAAAAUGUAUUACAUUGUUUUUUUUAUACUUGUAUACAAACACCCCAUAAUGUCAGUAGAAUUGUUUACAUUUGUACAAAUUAAAUGAAUAGCUGAAA